GUUUCUAAAGACUGGAGGACUGUGGCAUCCUGGAGUGCAUAGUUUCGGGAGCGACGUCUUUAUGGGCUGUGAGGAUCUUUGCCCCAGCAAGAGGACUCCCCUCUCCCCCAGCCCGUGCGGUGCUGUCAUUUUGUGUGUCUUUAUGUUUACUCUAGAAGAAAGAAGCGAACCAGGGAAAUUCAGGAACUAUGUCAUCAGAGAAGGCUCCCUUCUAGGUCAAGGGACACCGAUGGCUUUGGAGCAGACACCCAAAAAGGAUUGGUACAGCAUUCUGGGUGCAGACCCAUCUGCAAAUGUGUCAGACCUAAAACAAAAGUAUCAGAAACUCAUAUUACUGUAUCAUCCAGAUAAACAAAGUGCAGAUGUGCCAGCCGGAACCAUGGAGGAGUGUAUGCAGAAGUUUAUUGAAAUUGAUCAGGCAUGGAAAAUUCUAGGGAAUGAAGAAACCAAGAAAAAGUAUGACCUGCAGCGGCAUGAAGAUGAGCUAAGAAAUGUGGGGCCAGUAGAUGCACAGGUGCGCCUUGAAGAGAUGUCCUGGAACCAAGGUGAUGAGUCUUUCUCUCUGAGCUGUCGAUGUGGUGGGAAAUACAUUGUCUGCAAGGAUGAAGCACAGGAAGCAACCCUCAUCUCCUGUGACACGUGCUCGCUGAUUGUGGAGCUCCUCCAUCAGAGCUGAGCUGCGUCUUCUGUCCCUGAUCCUUUACUACAAGGACAGAUGCUUUCUUGUUAUUAGCUGUAAAUUUUGUGAAGAUAAGAUGAAGUCUUCAAGCAAAACCACUUCAGAUUAACAAAUUAAUUCAGUUUUUUAUAUGUAUCUAAAAUGUAAAUUAUAGGGUAUUAUAAAAAGGACUCGAAUAAUAUUUUUGCAAUUUUAGCUAACAACUUUUGUUUUCUCUUUGGUACAAACUAUUUCCUUUUUGAAGUAUAAAUAUCUUUUUCAAGAAUCAGGAAGAGUAUUCUUUAUAGUUACGAAGGGUCUUGCUUUUGCUUUAGUGUGUGUGUGUGUGUGUGUGUGUGUGUGUAAAGGGCAGAGGACAUUCUGAGAAUUCUGAGGAGUUGAUUCUUCACUUCCUCCCCAAUGUGGGUCCCAAGGGUCAAAUUUGGGUCCUGAGAAUUAUGGUAAGUUCUGGUACUGGCUGAACCAUCUCUUUCUUAAUUAUGAAGUUGUUCAUCUAAGAGAUGAUGGCUUUAGUUGCUAAAUUAUAUGCCUGUUUCAAUAACUCAGGCAUUCAAUAAGAUUAGAGAUUUUGUGAAUGAAGUGUGAGCCCAGUUCUGCCCUAAACAAAGCUGGAUAUGGAUUUCUACGAAUCUCUUUCAAAGCUGACAGAGACCAUGUGUUAGAAAAUAUGACUCUUGUCCUGGCCUUGUAUGUCCAAGGCUUGUCAGGAGCUAUUUUAAGUUCAGGUGAAUUUUAGGAAAAGAAAACCUAUUAACUGAAAGUCAACAAAACAAACAAACCCCUAAAAUAUCAACUUUCCUUUUUAUUAGAGGGCCUCUGUUUAAGGAGCCAUUCAAUUCAUUACUGGUGUGGUGAAGGGGCUUUUCUAAUGAGUGAUUACAGACUACAGUGGACAGUAGGCAUCGGGUCUUAUGUGACUUCCUUUAGUAUGUAACAUUCUGUCUACAAUGUAGACCAGAAUUCAUUUUAUGAACACAGGGAACCCUUACUGAGACUGCUGCGCAAAUGUUUCUUUUAGGUCUAACUUAUGGUGUUGUCAGCAGAGCUCAGUCAUUUGUCAACUUGGAAUGCUCAGUCUUAGACUUAGACUGCUAUGAAGAGCUGACAUAUUAAGUAUACUUGAAAACAGAUUGCUUUCUUUGUAUAGAACCACCAAAAUUUAAAUAUGAGAUAGUCAUCUGGAUUUCUUCCCCAAGAUAUUUUUAUAUCAUACAAUUUAGGAAGAAAACUUGU
Molecule: messenger RNA, 1912 nt
Organism: Mus caroli (Ryukyu mouse)
Lineage: Eukaryota; Metazoa; Chordata; Mammalia; Rodentia; Muridae
Gene: Dnajc24
Product: DnaJ heat shock protein family (Hsp40) member C24
Biological process (GO): positive regulation of ATP-dependent activity
Molecular function (GO): ATPase activator activity; ferrous iron binding
Source: RefSeq, a predicted model, not a curated record